AUGUCGCCAAUGGCGAACUCUGAUGUCUCAUCACAGCUACCCAACGUUGUAUGGGAUCUGCUUGCCGCAUACACCGUGUCUGGUCGCCUGGCCAGUUCGUACAAAAAGUUCAUACUCCGAUGCAGGUCAUUCAGGAACGAGACGUCGAGCGGACUUGUGAACCCUUUGCGAAGAUUCGACCUUGAACAAGGCAUUUCCUCCGUCUCGCAUUCAAGUCGACGUCACAAAGAAGCAUCGUGCCGCAUACAUAGAACUCUGUGCAUGCGCAUGUUGUGGUGCGGGACUGCAAUUAAAAUUGGGGUGUCCAGCAGUACAGCGAUGUGUCUGCCUCGAAUGGACGAAUGUCGCUCUGUUCCUGAUUUUCGCUUCGUCGUUUUCAGAUUCCGAAAUGGUUGUUGGUGCUUGGAAGAGUGUACAGUAUGCGCUGUCUGCUACUCAAUCCAGCGUUGCUUGGAAGCAGCCAGGAAGCUUUUUUCAAACCAAAGAGAACGUGUGUCGAAGAGCCUUCCCAAACCGGUAUAG
Pseudozyma hubeiensis SY62 is the source of this 522-nucleotide messenger RNA. RefSeq lists its product as hypothetical. Lineage: Eukaryota; Fungi; Basidiomycota; Ustilaginomycetes; Ustilaginales; Ustilaginaceae. Bases 1 to 522 code for a protein of 173 amino acids. The record is from RefSeq and is a predicted model, not a curated record. The transcript has a single exon.